AUGAAGAUCAUUUUCGUCGUUGCUCUCCUUGCUUUGGCUACAACCAGCGCAUCUGCACAAUUUUAUGCUUAUAAUCAAGGUUAUGGGCAAUAUUUGUUACAACAGCAACUCCUUUUGCAGCAACAAAUGCUUAACCCAUGCAAUGAAUUUGUAAGGCAGCAGUGCAGCAUAGCGGCAACUCCUUUCUUGCAAUCAGUUGUUUCUCCGUUGAGAAACUGCCAAAUCAUGCAACAACAGUGCUGCCAACAGCUCAGGUUGAUGGCGCAACAGUCCCAUUGUCAAACCAUUAGCAGUGUUCAGGCAAUAAUGCAACAGCUACAGCUACAACAGUUUGGUGGCAUGUACUUUGAUGAAGCUCAAGCCCAAGCUCUUCUCGCCUGGAAGUUGCCAUCCAUCUGUGGCAUCUACCCGAGCUACUAUAGUACUCCAUGCAACACUCCCACUGUUGGUGGUGUCUGGUAUUAAAAUGUAAUAGUUUAAAAGUCAUACAUCAUCAUGUGUGAUCAGAUGGAA
Molecule: messenger RNA, 513 nt
Organism: Oryza brachyantha (malo sina)
Lineage: Eukaryota; Viridiplantae; Streptophyta; Magnoliopsida; Poales; Poaceae
Product: prolamin PPROL 17D-like
Exons: 1
Coding region: 1-465 (154 amino acids)
Molecular function (GO): nutrient reservoir activity
Source: RefSeq, a predicted model, not a curated record